Lachnellula hyalina is the source of this 1383-nucleotide messenger RNA. RefSeq lists its product as uncharacterized. The record is from RefSeq and is a predicted model, not a curated record. The transcript has 2 exons. NCBI's taxonomy places the organism in Eukaryota, Fungi, Ascomycota, Leotiomycetes, Helotiales, Lachnaceae. The coding region runs from base 1 to 1383 and encodes 460 amino acids.
AUGACCUCACUGACCUCUCUCGCCCCCGAGAUCCUCACCCUCAUCUACCACGCCCUCCAACGCAACACCUCAGGAGAAAACUCGCGCGCAGCCGCACACUGGGUACUCAGCGACGCCGGGCCCCUGCACCUUGCGGCGACAUGUCGCACUCUGCGCUCCAUCUACGUCUCCCGGCACGUAUGCUCGAACCUGAUUCUAGAACUCCCAGCUCCAGAUGACUCGGCCCCGAGUCCUGGGCAUCCAAAUUCAAAACCCUUCUAUGAGUUCUGGACACGUGUAGACCAGAACGGUCCUCGUAGUCUAGUGCAGAAGCUGAGGAAUAUGAAAGGUGCAGCGGAUGGCAAGCCGCUCACGAGGUUCAUGCUCGAUUCUAAAUGGUGGGCGUGGCCGCGUGAGGAAAUGGAACUGUGCAUGGAUAUGUGGAUGGAUAUCCUGCGGGACGUGAGCGAGGUGUUUGGCGAUGAGUUGAGUGUCGUUGUCAUGUGUCAGGGGGAAAGCGUGCAGCAGGAUUUCAGAGGAUAUGCGCCGAGGGGGAUUAGGGAGAUGGAGGAUUUGAGUAUAUUGCCCAAGGGGUAUCUGAACAUUGCGACUACACCUGUUAUGGAUCUGGAUGAGGAUGUGCAUAUCGAGGCAGGUUCAAGGUUACGAACUCCUCGUGAGGCAACGGAUUCAUUCCCUAGAGUAAAAGGACACAGGCAGCCCUCACCACCCCCUCGAGCAGACCUCGAGACCGCCGCGCCACUCGCUCUGCAUGUCUAUCUUGGGUACCGACAGCAUGGCACAGAUGUGUUAAUGAGCUACGCGCUGUGCAUGUUCGCCAGCAAGAACCUGCGAUCUUUUCACUUUGCAACCGACGCUAACAAUCUCAAUUUAGUCGGACAUGGGCGACGGCCUGCACAAGGCCAGGAAUUAUACAAGAUUAAAAAUCCGUACUCGUAUGGGAAUCCAUGGAGGCAUUUCCUUCCGUCUUUGAGCUCGGCAUGUGAGACGCUGGAAGAAAUAGUGCUUGAUUGCUCGCUUUUCUGGUCGGAACUUGGGUAUGCACUUCCGCAUCUUAAGAAAUUGAAGAAGUUGGAUUGUGAGAUGGCGCUUUUGCAUACGGAGCCCAUGUUUCCGUUUGAGCUGGAGUCAAAGGAGAGGGCUGAGGAGAGGAUUCUGAAAACUUGUUCUUUGAGAGAUGAAAUUGCACAGAAAGAGCGGGGGUUGAAAAAGAAUAAGGGAAAGGAAUGGUUGGAUAUUGGGAGGGAGGGGAUUGUGUUGCCUAGGAUUGAACCGGAGGUCAAAACGAUGAAUGGGUCUGAUCCGCAUUCGAGGUUCGCAACCGUGGAUUUGAAGGUUUGUGUGCAGGUUAUCAGGAGAAGGAUUGCGAAGUCGAGGAGGUGA